UGCAAAGGACCCUUAGAUGGCACUGGUGCUCCUAGAGCUGCCAGUGCAUUCAUACACUUAACUUACUCCCAGGGUGAUGGCCUCUAGCCUUGGUACUGUAGGUCACUUCCCACUGAGAAUCCAUCCCCGGCCAACCACAUCCAGGUUGUAGGACUCUGCAGGUCAGCAAACCAGGGCAAGGGAAAGGUGCUGCAACUUUAUGGUCGGACAAACAUUUUAUACUUUUCAUGUGUCAAAGGAUGAUCGUCUUUCAGGAGCAAUGGGCACAGACUGCAGAAACUGCUGCUGCUGGAAGCCAGUAUAGAGGCUCAAGUGAAUGCAGGAACUGAGGUGGGACUUGUGGUUAGGACCAUAUACUGCUGUGAGGACAAGGAACCCAAGAUCCCUAGUCCAUAGUGCCCUGGUUCAGUAUCUGCAGUGACAGUCCUAGAAGCUGAGUUUUGGGUGGCUUCAGUUGCCUGGUCACCACCGUGCCCCACACCCUUGCCAAGUGCAGCUUAGAGAAAGGCCUCUGCUUUCCAUAGGAAUUCCCCCAUCUGGCCCUACCCUUGGUCCAGUUGGGAUAUAAAAUCUCCCUCACAGAGCAGCCUGACAGCCAAGUGGCUCAGCGUCAUGCACAGUCACCUGGCUGGCAGUGUACACAUCACUUAGUGUGAUUCUAAGCCCCCUGACAGCCACAGGAUUUCUACUCACCAGUGAAUGGGACCCUAUGACCAAUGACUGGUGACCCUACCCUAUCACCCUGGCUUGACUCUGCCAGUCCCUCAGUAGAGAACAGCAGAUUAACUGGGCUUCCUCUCGAAAUACAUUUCCAAGAGUUAAGGGGGGGCAUUUUGUAACAAGGUCCUUAAAAGCCACAGUGCAGUGGUCCCAGAAAGCAGUCAAACCUGUGUCCCAAGCCAUUAUAGUCACCUAUCUUUCGUAAGAUGUUACUUGCCUAGCCUAUGCCACUAAACCUGGGACAGUUUCUGAGACUGUGAGCCAUGAGUGCUUGCUAGAAGGACCAAAGUCAGAGGCACCACACUGCGUGGUUGGUGGAACUACAUCCCCACCACUCAAGGCCAGAAGCUACCAGAAUGAACCUGGUCUCCAGUGCUUUUCAAAGACACAAAAUACAAAUAUAAUUCUGGGGCCAAUGAGAAACACCUGCCACCAAACCCCAAACCGAAGGACCUGAGUUCAAUCCCCCAAGACUCAUGGAUGAGCACACCCACAAGUUUUCUUCUAACCUCCACACACAUUGUGACACCCCCAAUCAAUAAUAAAUGAAACAUUAGAAGAAAGUGUAUGUAAAUAGUGGAUACUCGCAGAUACAUGAAGGUAUAGCGUUCACCCAGUACAGACCUUGCGGUCCCUGUGCAGAUGCCCUUGGGCUACUGGCACUGAGCUAGUGCCAGUCCUCCAGCUCCGCGAGUGUACACACCCCACCCCUGCAGCUCUACCCUUCAUCUUCUCUUCUGAAUUCCUGGAAGUAGCUCCACGGCUUGGAUCACAUGCUGCCUUUGCCCCGUGGCAGGGCGCAGGGAAACUAGGGCCUGGAAUGCCCUCCAGGCGUUCUCCCUGCUCAAGACUAAACGGAGAACAAAAUGGCAUAACUGCUAUUGGGGUUGGGGUAGCGGAUCUGGUCACGGCUAUCAAAUUAUAAGGCAGUGGUCAAAACGCAGAAACUCAGGGAGUUUAUGACUGAUCGCAAAGCUGAUAUUGAAAGGCUGGAAUCCUCAGUGGCCAUCAGAGGAGACAGAAGACAUCACCUCUACAUGAUGGUGUUUCACCACCUUCAGAAAUGAGAAAGCUUCCCAGGUGCCAGAGGUCAUGGUCCUAGAAUAUGUUAAUCAAGAGAGGAAGGUGUCAAGUCACACAGUACCCUGGCUAUUUUGCGGGCUAGCAGGAGAGUCCAUAGUCAUUGCGGAGGAAUAUAGCCUCACAAACAGGAGGGCGGGAGAAUGAGGAGGUGGGGUCUGGGUCACCAGGUAGAGAGGGACACUCAAACACAGAAAGCCAUUGGAUAUGGAAUUUGAAGAGGGCCUGGUCAUGCAGGAUGCUGGGGGCAUAGGAAAAGAAGAUCUGCUUGUGCCAAACCUCCCACCACUCUCCAGCUUGGUCAAGAGCCAGGUCCACUCUGCGAAAGAACAAAUGUUUAUGCCAGGUGAGUUCAUGGAAGGGCAGGAAAGGCAAAAGGAGAGAGGGGCUGAACCAAGAAUCAGCAGCUAACCCUCUGGUCUGGCAUUCAGGGGCUGGGACUGGGAGCCUGACGGGCCCCAAAGGCAUCCCCCAACCCCAAUACAUGUUUGGGUUUCCUUCAAGCCCUACCCAGCAUUGCUGCGGUUUCCUCCUGGCGCCUCUGGUCUCUAACAGCGGUGACUCCCCCCACGCUGCACUAAUGGCUCAGCCUGGGGCCCCAGGGACCUUUCCUACCCCUCAGACUGCUCUGCUGGCCCCCCAGCCCCCCUCAUGCUGAAACCUAAUCCUCUGCAGCAGCUUCAGCUCAGUCCUGCUCUCCAGUCCCUGCCUGCCACUACCUCCUGCGCCCUACCUGGUCCUUACUGCAGAGCCCCAGCUCCAAGGAGCCAACGCCUGUUCUGGGGAAAGCAGAGCUGGACCGAAAUUCAUCUCAUCCAGUCCUACCAGGCCAGUACCUCUCAGUCUUGGCUCCUCCCUUCUCUACCCUCUUUUCUACCUUCUCCUUUGCUCUUCUCCCUAUUCCUCGCUGAGCCACUUAACUCCCUCGCCAACUCCCCAACUGUCCAGCCUCUGUCACUCUUUGGAGUCCCUGUACCCAGUCAUCAGUCCCUUCCCUGGACUAUAGCCAUGAAACCCCCCUCAGGACUGGAGGAGGCCCAGCGGCGCCAGGCCUCGGACAUCCGGGUGUUCGCCAGCAGCUGCACAAUGCAUGGUCUGGGCCACGUCUUUGGCCCGGGAGGCCUGACCCUGCGCCGUGGGCUUUGGGCCACAGCUGUGCUUCUGUCGCUGGCGGCCUUCCUCUACCAGGUGGCCGAGCGAGUGCGCUACUACGGGGAGUUCCACCAUAAAACCACCCUAGAUGAGCGGGAAAGCCACCAGCUCACCUUCCCAGCGGUCACUCUGUGUAAUAUCAAUCCAUUGCGCCGCUCCCGCCUCACACCCAAUGACUUGCAUUGGGCUGGAACAGCAUUGCUGGGCCUGGACCCUGCUGAACAUGCUGCCUACCUUCGUGCCCUGGGCCAGGGCCCUGCACCGCCUGGCUUCAUGCCCAGUCCCACCUUCGACAUGGCACAACUUUACGCCAGAGCCGGCCACUCCCUCGAGGACAUGCUGCUGGACUGCCGCUACCGUGGCCAGCCCUGUGGGCCUGAGAACUUCACAGUGAUCUUCACUCGCAUGGGGCAGUGCUACACCUUCAACUCUGGUGCCCACGGGGCAGAGCUGCUCACCACCCCAAAAGGUGGUGCUGGCAAUGGGCUGGAGAUUAUGUUGGAUGUACAGCAGGAGGAGUACCUGCCCAUCUGGAAGGACAUGGAAGAGACCCCGUUUGAGGUGGGGAUCCGAGUACAGAUCCACAGCCAGGAGGAGCCCCCUGCCAUUGACCAGCUGGGCUUCGGGGCAGCCCCAGGCCACCAGACUUUUGUAUCCUGCCAGCAGCAGCAACUGAGCUUCCUGCCACCACCCUGGGGUGACUGCAAUACUGCAUCUGUGGACCCUGACUUUGAUCCAGAGCCCUCUGAUUCCCUGGGUUCCCCUAACCCCAGCCCCAGCCCUCCUUAUAGUUUAAUAGGGUGUCGCCUGGCCUGUGAGACCCGCUAUGUGGCUCGGAAGUGUGGAUGUCGAAUGAUGCAUAUGCCUGGAAACUCACCAGUGUGCAGCCCCCAGCAGUACAAGGACUGUGCCAGCCCAGCUCUGGACGCCAUGUUGCGAAAGGACACGUGUGUCUGUCCCAGCCCGUGCGCCACUACGCGCUACGCCAAGGAGCUCUCCAUGGUGCGGAUUCCCAGCCGCGCUUCAGCUCGCUAUCUGGCCCAGAAAUACAACCGCAGCGAAACCUACAUCGCGGAGAACGUAUUGGUUCUGGACAUCUUCUUCGAGGCCCUCAACUAUGAGGCAGUGGAGCAGAAGGUGGCCUAUGAGGUGUCGGAGUUGCUGGGAGACAUUGGGGGACAGAUGGGACUAUUUAUUGGAGCCAGCCUGCUUACCAUCCUUGAGAUCCUCGACUACCUCUGUGAGGUUUUCCAAGACAGAGUCCUGGGGUAUUUCUGGAACAGAAGGAGCUCUCAAAGGCGCUCUAGCAGUACCCUGCUUCAGGAAGGGUUGAAUAGCCAUCGAACACACGGUCCCCACCUCAGCCUGGGCCCCAGGCCUCCUACCCCUCCGUGUGCUGUCACCAAGACACUCUCUGCCUCUCACCGUACCUGUUACCUCGUCACAAGGCUCUAGACCAGCUGUGAGCACCUGGCUGCACCGUGACAUCCUGGACAUGUCUGGCCUGUACAUCUUUGCCAUCUUCAUGCUAAUAAAGCUCUAGUGCAUGUGC
Messenger RNA from Myodes glareolus (Bank vole), 4504 nucleotides. It is a transcript of the gene Asic3, whose product is annotated as acid sensing ion channel subunit 3. Gene Ontology annotation, biological process: sodium ion transmembrane transport. Lineage: Eukaryota; Metazoa; Chordata; Mammalia; Rodentia; Cricetidae. Gene Ontology annotation, cellular component: plasma membrane. Gene Ontology annotation, molecular function: ligand-gated sodium channel activity; pH-gated monoatomic ion channel activity. The record is from RefSeq and is a predicted model, not a curated record.